This is a messenger RNA of Mycena citricolor, 244 nucleotides long. The record is from the annotation of a GenBank genome assembly. NCBI's taxonomy places the organism in Eukaryota, Fungi, Basidiomycota, Agaricomycetes, Agaricales, Mycenaceae.
UCCUCUGCUACACGUAACCGGGUUCUUCUCGAAACCCACGUAAACCAGCAAGGCCGAAAUUCUCCGGCAAUCUUUCACCAAUUGAUUAGAGACUCCUGGACUUACCGGAGACUAUUGUCCCGAUUUCGCAAGGUGUCUUUGUCGACUCGGGAGAAGCGACUAUGGAUGCGCCCCCUGAAUUCAAAGCGAACCCUCCUGUCGUGGGCUGACGUAUGGACAGGCCCUUGCUCGGUUUGACUGGCUU